Messenger RNA from Doryrhamphus excisus (bluestripe pipefish), 4736 nucleotides. Lineage: Eukaryota; Metazoa; Chordata; Actinopteri; Syngnathiformes; Syngnathidae. The record is from RefSeq and is a predicted model, not a curated record.
CAACACACACACCGAAUUUAUUUAUGUGUUAAAUGUCUUAUUAUGUAUUAUUGUGUCAACCUUACUAACUAAUACCAGUGUAAAUAUAUGACUAUAGGGGUGUUAUUUCAUGCCCAGAGGGCUCUAAUAGGUUGUUACUUUGUGGAAAAUCAUUUAUCAGAGUCCGGAACCAAUUAACCACAAUAAAUGGUAGAUUACUGUCCAAAAGUCAAUACCCCCGCCACGUUGUCAUGGCGACCAUAAUAAACAAGACUCCAUUAACGCAGUGGCAUCUCAGUGUGUGAAUAAAGAGGGUAAAAAAAAUACUAUUGAAGUGAUUCUCUCAUGGGAGAUUUAUUCAACAAUAUUUUACCAAGCCACUGAAGGGCAAAUGUUCAGUGUGUUUUCUUUUUUUUUUUUUUCUUUUUGAAGCUGUAGACAUAAGGGCAUGAGGGAACACGAGCAGACAUAAUAGGAGGGAAGUGAGUUACAUAAGGGAAAGACGAGAGAGAGAGAAGGCAAUAUUAGUAAUUUGAGUAAAAGAUUAAUUGACGAGUCAAGUGGGACAUGUGAAAACAAAACCGCAACCUUCUGACAAAAUGUUUAUAAUAUAUAUAAAAACUAUCAAAAAGCUUUGAUAUUUCAGUAUGCAGUUCUUGGUGGAAAAACUAUUUUCUAAUUGGGAAGAAACAGCCAGACAGUUUAUUCAGUGCACAAAAAAGAACAAAAGAAAAGUGUGAAAAAUAGAUAAAUAAUCUAAGUAUGAAUAGGAGAUGGAUAAAAGGAGCAAAGUAGAUUAGAAAGCAAGGUAAAAUGAGCUAAAGGAAAAGUGUGCACCGUAAAAGGAUGUCAGGUGACAGGAAACGAGAGAAGGUUGUGGCGAAAAGAAGGGAAGACAGGUUGCAAGGUGUGAAGAAUGAAAGGAGAACAAUGGAUGAAAUGUGACAUUGUGAGGGAAUACGGUGAGGUGUGACUACAGAAAGUAGGGGAAAAGGAAAAGGAUACAGAAGGAGACAAGGUGUGAGGAAGAGAGUGUGUAAAACAAGGGAGGAGGCUAGGAGUCAGAGAAGGAGGACACAUAUAUGAAUAAGGGAGUGGGGAAAGGAAAAAGGACAGGGCAGGAUGAGUGGAGUAAAUAAAGCGAGUGGAAAAAGUGAAGGAGCCAGUUCAAAGGCAAAAGGGGGGGUGUCCAUAUUUCACUGUGGAAAGUUCAAAGAGCGGCAGCAACGGCGCGCGUGCCCGCCUGUGUCUGCGUGAGCGUGCUUCCGUGCGCGCGCGUGCGGCGGAAAAGGCGGGAGGGCGGCAAAGAGGAGGGGCAAUGCGCGCUCUCUCUCCCUGCCUACUUUGCAUAUUCCACGCGCCUCGGCUCGGCCAUAUGGGAAAAUGCAACUGAAGGAAUUGUCGGCCGGAAGAAGAAAAAAAAGAGUUUGACAUCGUCACGAAGCCAGAAAAGUUAGUGCGCGACACAGGAAGAAGAAGCUAGACUGUAGAAGACGACAGGACAGGAGGCGAAGUGCGAGUAAAAAAAAAAUACGAAACGAGAGAGGGGACAGGAGAGAAGAGCUUUUCUUCCUUCCACGGAGGAGAGGAACGAUGUAUUGCGCCUACACCAUCCCGGGGAUGACUGGCAGCUCGCUGAUGUACUACUACAAUGGAAAAGCGGUGUAUGCGCCAUCUGCAAGUACAGCCGACUACAACCGGGAUUCACCGGGAUAUCCCAACUCCAAACCUGGUUUCCCAAGCUCAUUCUUUAUGCCAGACGGUCACCACAGUGGCGAUCCCUGGAGCAGCAGUAGCAGCAAUAUCAGCCAACAGGGUUAUCACGGCAGCAUGUUGGGAGGGGGCAACUCGGCACAUGGCCCAGCGCAGAGCUCCUCGUAUUGUGGGAUUCACCCUCACGACAGACUGAGCUAUCCAGCACAUUCAUCAGCAGACAUAAACUCCAGCCUUCCCCCAAUGUCCAGCUUCCACAGAGGAGGGGGAAGCGGGAGUGGGGCCAAUCACUACAGCACCACCUCUUGCACCACUUCCACCAACGGCACAGACAGCAUGGCUAACCGAGCACAGAGUGGAGCAGCCAGCAGCUCACAGACAGGAGACGCCUUAGGGAAAGCACUCGCAUCGAUCUACUCCCCAGACCACACAAACAACAGCUACUCAUCCAAUCCCUCCACCCCGGUCGGCUCCCCGCCCACACUCACAGCUGCCAGCUCAGCUGUCUGGUCCAGGAACGGCGGACAGGGAGCAUCAUCACCAAACUAUGAGGCUCCACUCCACUCGCUGCAAAGUCGCAUCGAGGACCGACUGGAGCGCUUGGACGAUGCCAUCCAUGUACUGCGAAGCCAUGCUGUGGGACCUUCAACGGGCAUGACCAGUGGGCACAGUGACAUGCACAACCUCAUCGGGGCUGCACAUACACACAACGGUUCCAUGGGCUCUCUGGGAAGUGGCUACGGAACUGGACUGCUGUCGGGCAACAGACACUCCCUCAUGGUGGGUUCUCACAGAGAAGACAACGGCAUGGGCAGUUUACGUGGUGGACAUUCCAUGGGGGCAGUGCCCCAGCUGCCCGCUCAGUCAGCCACCUCGCCGGAUCUCGGCCAACCUGACCCUUACCGAGCGCUGUCUGGAGGCCUUCAGGGCCAGAGCACAUCUUCUGUCAGCUCGGAGAUCAAAUCAGAGGAUGAGGGUGACGAAAACCUCCUGCAGGACUCCAAGCCCUUGGACCCCAAGAAGGAAGACCUCGACAGCAAGGAUCUCAAAGCAAUUGAUAGCAACAACGAUGAUGAGGAUCUAUCCCCAGAGCAGAAGAUGGAGCGGGAAAGGGAACGGAGAAUGGCCAACAAUGCCCGGGAACGCCUGCGAGUACGUGACAUCAAUGAGGCGUUCAAGGAACUGGGCAGAAUGGUCCAGUUGCACUUAAAGAGCGACAAACCGCAGACCAAGCUACUCAUCCUUCACCAGGCGGUGGCAGUCAUCCUCAGUCUGGAGCAACAAGUCAGAGAGAGAAACCUAAACCCAAAGGCAGCCUGCCUGAAACGCCGCGAGGAGGAGAAGGUCACUGUGACGUCAGACGGGACUCCCCUCUCAUUGGCUGCUGCACACCACGCCGCCAUGGGCGAUGGGUCAAACCCCUUGGGACAAAUGUAAAAUGCAGCAACAUCUUCUCCUCCAUGAAUGGUCCAAGGUGCCAGAGUUCAUCAAGAUGAUGAGUGACCACUUCCUCUGACAGCGUUUCCACGGACAACCCAGCAAUCAAUCAAAGCCACUGUCGCUUCAGCCAGACCAAUCAAGAUCCUACAGAAUUUUUGUCUGACCGGUCACAUCGGCCUCAAUGUCUCCCGUCAUGUGUCUCUCACCUUCAUCUCCAUCUUUGUGUCCUUCUUCGAAAAAAAAAAACCAACAAACUGCCGAAACACAUGACUCACUUUGCAUCUCCAGCUGGAAUUAACUUCGUACAAUGGCCGAUGUAACAGGGCUGCUAUCAAGUGGCUGUUUUUUUUUUGGGGGGGGGGGUUGUCAAUGGACGAAAAAAAAACAACUAUGGAAUCGCCAAUCAUUCAAGAAAUCCUUCAAAACUACAAGCAUUCCCAGUUUUAAAGAACGUUGGGCUUCUAUAUAAGAUAUAUGUAGUACUGUAUAUGUAUAUUAGAAAAAGAAAAAUGUAAAAAAAAAAACACACAGAGCAUGGGGGAGGCAAACAAAACAUAUCAAGUGUUGAAAUACUUUUUUUUUUUUAGAACGACAUUGUGCAGCCUCAGCAUGUCUCUGAUUGAACGGCAAACCAAUGCCACACUGUGGAUGAAGCUGUGCCUGACGUCCUCUUGGAUGCAAAACAGUCAGAUGGAUACACACGGAGAAACAAUGCAAACCGCACUGGUAGGUCCCCCCCCCAUGUCAGGACCAGCCUUUUAGCGAGGCUGUCAGAUGGCAAAUCAAUCAAGAACAACAGUUGAACAUGUCAUUAUUCCCCCUUCAUAUACUUAAGUCAUUUAUUUAAGUGUACUAACUGAUAUCUUUUGAAAGCUGAUACAAACAUAUUGGAGAACACAAAUGGCCUGCACAGAUCUCCUACUAGAGCAAGGACUGACAUAUUUCCAAUCAUGCAGGCGUUCAGAUCCUAGUUCGUUAUUUUGAAUUUGGAAUUUUUUUGAAAAUUGUGGUACCAACCAUGUAGCUAGCCUUAUGGACAAUGAGUGCUUUAGCUCUACCGUUGUCAUCACUACAGUGGAACCUGUUUAAGUCGACGCCCGCUUAUACCGAAAAACUAAAACUAACUAACAAAAUUAUGUUUCUUUUUUAUUAAAAAGUCAACGCCGCCAUGGCCGACCACUUUUGUCAGCAUACAUUCAUUUCUAUGUAAAAUCAGUCUGUUUAUGUUGACAUAUUGUAGUGCGGGUAACGGCAUCUCCUUUCCUCUAAUUGUUAAAAAAUUUAUUUAGAAAGUCAUAAACAUGUUUUCUAUGCGCAAGCUACAACAUCAUUCAUUCAUUUUCUACCGCUUAUCCUCACAAGGGUCACAGGGGUGCUGGAGCCUAUCCCAGCUGUCUUCGGGUGAGAGGCGGGGUACACCCUGGACUGGUGGCCAGCCAAUCACAGGGCACAUAUAGACAAACAACCAUUCACACUCACAUUCAUACCUAUGGACAAUUUGGAGUGGCCAAUUAACCUAGCAUGUUUUUGGAAUGGGGGGGGAAACCGGAGUACCCGGAGAAAACCCACGCAGAACAUACAAACUCCGCACAGAAAUGGCUGAG